GGGCGCCUUCCUCGCCUUGUGGAACUUAAUUUCCGGCAUAGUGCUAGGACCAUUGAUGACUCCAUUGUCAACAUGGAUAGCUAUUCAGUGCAUUUGGUUCGUGACCACUGUAAUAUACAUAGCUACUAUUUGUUUAGAGAGAUCACGUGAUGUUGUACGGUCCUUUCCAUUGCUGGUGUUUUGGUUGCUGGCUUGGCUGUGUCUCAUGGGGAAACUGGUCAUCCUCGGAGUCACUCAACUGAUGUAUAGAUCCAACAUGUUUCUGUUGACAUCCACGCUGGUACGUUCACUAUUAACAUUUAGCAUCUUGGUAUCUACAUGUCUGUCGGAAUAUCACGGGGAAAAAAAUAAGGGACACAAUCCAGAAUUAUCAGCUUCAUCAUUAUCAUGGAUUACCUUUUCAUGGGUAAACAAACUCAUGCUACAAGGUUAUAGGCAAACUAUACAAGAAAGUGAUGUCUAUGAGUUAAAUAAGGAUGAAACAACACACACUGUGUCAGCAAGAUUAAAGCAAAAUUUGACAGAUCAAAGCAAAAGAUGCAAAACAGACAAGAUUUUGUCUAUUUUGACAUGGAAAGCUUUCAAUUUGAAACAAGAAGGUGAAAAGGAUUCCCUUUUGAAACCAUCAGAUAAAAGAUAUCAUUCAACAUAUUCAGUCAAUGUGGUGGAUAGACACAAGAAAUUUUUUACUAUUAUCAUGACUACCUUUGGCUGGGAGUUCAUAUACUGCAACUUUGGAAUACUGCUGUGUGCCUUAGCAUAUCUGUGUAUACCUUUUCUGCUUGGGUUACUAAUAGAUUUCAUCAAAGAUCCUGAUGAGCCAACUUGGCAUGGUUAUAUAUACUUAUUGGCUUUUGUAUUUAUCAGAAUUGUAAAUACAGUGUUCCGUCAAUCAACAGAAUUCCUCUGUGUUAAGCUGGCCAUACGAGUCAGAAGUGCCAUAAUAAGUGCUCUCUUUCAAAAGGCUCUAAACUUAUCUAGUGAGUCUCAAAGGAAAAUAAAUGAAGGAGAGUUUCUUAACUUGAUGUUCCUGGAUACAAAUCAUGUGGACAUGUUUCUGAGAAAUGCUUACUGGUUGUGGAUGAGUGUUCCAAUGUUACUGGUUUCAAUUUUAUUGCUUUCCCAAAUUAUUGGGUUAUCAAUAAUUUCAGGUUUUGGUAUAGUUUGUUUUAUUUUUUGUGUGAAAAUAAUACUCACUCAAAAGCAGAAACAAAUUUUUGAAGAAAUGAUGAGUUGUAGGGAUUACAGAUUGAAUAUUACUAGUGAGGCUUUAAAUGUCAUCAAAAUAAUCAAAUUAAAUGGAUGGGAACCUAUAUUUAUCAAUAAAAUAUUGCAAGCCAGAAACAAAGAACUCAAACAAUUAAGCAAAUAUGUACCCAUUGCUGUCAUUUUGACUUUUAUCUACACUGCAUCUACUUUCUGGAUAUUUUUCAGCAUUUUCUUCACAUAUUUGUUGUUGAAUGAAGACCAUAUAGACAACAAGAAAACUUUCCUCACAAUCAACAUUGUACAACUGAUUCUGAUGAUUAUUUUUAACUUACCCUUGAGUUUCAUUUACACUGUGCAAAUGGCUACAUCAAUUGUUAGGCUCAACAAAUUUUUUGAGUUAGAAAAUUUACAAACAUCCAAUAUACAAAGAAAUUCUAGUGAAGAAAUGGCUGUUCAGUUGGAGAAUGCAAGCUUUUCAUGGGAGAUAACAGGGCAGCCUUGUUUAAGAAACCUUAAUUUCAAAGUGACUCCUGGAAGUUUGGUUGCUGUGAUUGGUCCAGUAGGUGCUGGAAAGUCUUCAUUACUUUUGGCAUUGCUGGGAGAGAUGUACAAAAGGGAAGGAUUCAUUAACAUUCAAUCAUCUGUGGCCUAUGUACCUCAAGAGUCUUGGAUACGUAACUCUACAGUUAGAGAAAAUAUCACAUUUGGAAAGCAGUUUGACAAGGAAUUUUAUGAACAAACUAUUAAAUCCUGUGCAUUAAAACAAGAUUUAGAAACUUUGCCAGCAAGAGAUCUCACAGAACUUGGAGAGAAAGGCGUCAACUUGUCUGGAGGACAGAAGCAAAGAAUUUCACUGGCAAGGGCUGUUUACAGUGGGGCAGAUAUUUUUCUAUUGGAUGAUCCUCUCAGUGCAGUAGAUGGCCAGGUUGGACAACACAUCUUUAAAAAUGUCCUCAGCAAUGCUGGUCUUCUCAGGGGCAAGACUCGCAUUAUGAUCACCCAUGGCCUGAAGUGGCUUCCAGAAGUGGACUGUAUAGUUGUAAUGAAUGAUGGGAAUAUUGUGGAAUUAGGAACCUUUACAAACUUGCUUAAGAAAAAAGGUUAUUUCUAUGACAUUAUACAAAAAACCUCAACAGAACAUGCAGAUGUAAAAAAUAAUAGCAAUUUAGAGUCAAAAGACACAUUCAGGGAAACCCAAUAUUAUAAGGAACGAUUAUCUAUCAACUCUGUGGACAUACCUGACCCAUAUGAGAUGCCAUCCAUUGCAGGAGAUCACAAAACCAUGACAGUUGAGGAAAUGGAAGUUGGAAAAGUCAAGUGGAAAGUUUAUCUUGACAUUCUAAAAAGUUUUGGAGUUUUCUUUGGAAUAGCAAUGGCUGUUUUUAUGAUUGGCUUUCAUCUUACUUAUAAUAUUUCCUUCCUUUGGUUGAGAUCUUGGAAUGAAGACAAAAACCUUUUGAAUCAUUCAAUGGUAUCAAUGAACAUAUCAUUAUCAGACAGACUUCAGAUGAAUGAAAACUACAUACUUGUUUAUAUUAUACUUGGACUAAUACAAUCUGUGUGCUGCAUAGUGUAUGCAAUUCUGAUACACUCUCGCCAUGUGACCACAUCACAUGUACUUCAUACAUGUCUUGUGAAUGGAGUCUUUAAAGCACCAAUCAGCUUCUUUGACACAACCCCUUUGGGAAGAAUAUUGAAUCGUUUUAGUCAAGACAUAAACAUCUUGGACAACACACUGUUCCUACAGUUUGAGGUGUAUUUAGAGCAUGCUAUGUUUGCUCUGGGAAUACUUACCAUAAUCUGCUAUACCACUCCAGUAUUAAUAUCGAUUGCCAUCCCUGCUGUGCUUCUUCUACUAUUUUUACAGCAAUUUUGUAUUAAAACCUUGUGUCAACUGAGGCGAAUUGCUUCCAAGAAUUGUUCUUCUGUUAUGGCCCAUGGCACUGAGAUCUUAUCAGGCCUGAAAGUGAUAAGGGCCUAUCAACAACAACAGAAUUUUAUUCAAGAGGCUGAGAUAAGAACCGAUAACUUUCAAAAACCUCUGAUUUUAGCUAACGCAGUCAUCAUGUGGUUGCAGACCAGACUGGACUUAAUUUCAUAUGUGGUUAUUGUUUCUGUAAUACUUAUGAGUGUUGUGUAUAGAAAUGAUUUAGAGCCAGGACUACUUAUUCUAUCUUUGACUUUUGUACAAAUGCUGACUAAUGAAGUAACAAUGGUCAGUAGGAUGGCAAGUGAAAUUGAAAUCAAUUCUGUAUCAGUAGAGAGAGUUUUAGACUACUCCCGUGUUACUCCUGAGGCGUCUUGGGUAUUAUCUGAAGAUAAUUCAACUUUAGAGGAGUGGCCAUCACAAGGUUCCAUUGAGUUUGUCCACUAUAGUUCAAGGUACAGAGAGGGACUAGAUCUGGUAUUGAAAGACAUCAACAUUUACAUCAAACCUGGGGAAAAGAUUGGAAUAAUUGGCAGAACAGGGGCAGGCAAAUCUUCAUUUGUUUUGUCAUUAUUUAGAUUAAUAGAAGCUGCAUCUGGCUCAAUUCUUAUAGAUGGCAUUGAUAUUUCAACUAUUGGUCUACAUAAACUUAGGCAAGGGUUGACUAUUUUACCUCAGGACUCAGUUUUAUUGUCAGGAAGUUUGCGGAUGAACCUUGAUCUAUGUAACCAGAGAACAGAUGAUGAAUUAUGGCAAAGUCUGGAGUUAGUACAGUUGAAACAAUUCUGCCAAAGUUUACCCAAGAAAUUGGAUCAUGAUGUUGGUGAUGGAGGCUGUAAUUUAAGUGUGGGACAGCGCCAGCUUGUGUGUCUUGCCAGAACUAUACUAAACAAGACAAAGAUACUAAUUCUUGAUGAAGCCACUGCUGCUAUUGAUGUAGAAACUGACCAGGUUAUUCAAAGGACUAUAAGUACAGCGUUUCAUGACUGCACAGUUCUGACCAUUGCUCACAGAGUGAACACUUUACUAGACUAUAACAGGAUUAUGGUGCUACACAAUGGGCAAAUAAUAGAAUUUGAUUCACCAAAGACAUUACUUGCCCAAAGUAAUUCACAUCUAAGUUCCAUCUUGAAUAAAUCUGGCCAACAUUUGUGAUGUGUUUUCUAAAUCUUUGCAUACAUUUCAAAUAUGUUUUAAAGUCACUUUUAGACUUGUCUUGAAAAGUACAAGUACUUGUAAUAACUUUGCUGACAAUUUUUUUUUUCUU
This is a messenger RNA of Biomphalaria glabrata, 4403 nucleotides long. RefSeq names its product multidrug resistance-associated protein 1-like. The record is from RefSeq and is a predicted model, not a curated record. NCBI's taxonomy places the organism in Eukaryota, Metazoa, Mollusca, Gastropoda, Planorbidae. Gene Ontology annotation, cellular component: membrane. Gene Ontology annotation, biological process: transmembrane transport. The transcript has 29 exons. The coding region runs from base 56 to 4291 and encodes 1411 amino acids. Gene Ontology annotation, molecular function: ATP binding; ATP hydrolysis activity; ABC-type transporter activity.